Messenger RNA from Anguilla rostrata (American eel), 7638 nucleotides. RefSeq names its product double-stranded RNA-specific editase 1-like. The transcript has 13 exons. Lineage: Eukaryota; Metazoa; Chordata; Actinopteri; Anguilliformes; Anguillidae. The record is from RefSeq and is a predicted model, not a curated record. Gene Ontology annotation, cellular component: cytoplasm; nucleolus. Gene Ontology annotation, biological process: adenosine to inosine editing; RNA processing. The coding region runs from base 1123 to 3354 and encodes 743 amino acids. Gene Ontology annotation, molecular function: tRNA-specific adenosine deaminase activity; double-stranded RNA adenosine deaminase activity; double-stranded RNA binding.
UAAGAGACCCACCAGUUAUUUAUUUUUUUAAUUAAUAUUUUUAUUUUUGGAAAUUUUCUGGCAGAAAGGGGAUAGCAGCACUGAGCUAGGAGAUAUUUCACAAAGCUGGCUGAAACUAUCCGGGCUAUACUACAGUAACCCCAGUUUGAAUUAGCCGGGUUACGUAAUCUGUUCCGUUUGCCAGAGCAAGGUUGCGGCUCCAGAGCUGAAGCUAAUUCACCUGCUGAAAGCCAGGUUUGGGCUCUGAAGUUAUGCUCACUUUCCUGGACUUUAAACAGCCCAAGUAAACUGAACGGCGAUCGAAACGUUCGAUCAGAAAAAAUGGCAGAAGAAAGUGCAGUACCGUUUAUAGCGGGGGUGCAGGAACUCAUUAUGGAGUUUUAUGAAGAUUACAAACCCAUAAUUCCAAAAAAGGCAACACGACAGUAAUGAAUAAAGCGAGAGAGACGCUGCCUGGGAAUCGAUUGCCGAGCGCAUAAAUGCUUAAGUUAGUCUUAUUGCGCGUGCUUUGCAUCUCUUCAAUAAAAAUAAAAAGCGACACGAUCGGUUUCGCGCAGAAGACAAAUAUACUUAAGCUGUUAUCACUUUCAACCGUUAGUUUGAACAACGGAGCUGUGAUUCUAGCGUGUGCGAUCCUGCGGCCGCUGGAAAGCCUUUAUCUUUUCUCUCUCUUUUUGUGUGUGUGGGUUUUGGCUGUUUGGUCUGCGAAUCUCCGGCGAUAGUGUGAAAUCUCCACGCCGGCACCCUGCUCAUGUCCAGUUUGAGCCGAUGAGCGUUUCCUGGAAUCAAAACGGCUUUUUCCACCAGUUUGCUCGUGAGCGUUUGGGACAGGGAUUGUUUUUGUUGAAGCAGAGAAUUAUGGGGAAACUGCUACCUAUUCUGAGCGCUGGACAGACAGCAUAGCCCGUUUCACACAGAGGGUGGCCUGGGACGCCCUCCCGGAGGAAGGCUGAGCGUUUAGGGAGGAUCCCCGUCCUGCACCCGCCCCCCACCCCCCGCCCCGCCCCGCCGCCGGACCGCCGCCCCAGACACGGUCACCCAAACACAGAGUGCAGCGCUGAUUAAAGUCCCAUCACUCCCAGGACAGGAUAGAGUCCUAAACGCUGUUUCCACGGCAAAGCAAUGACUGAAGGUCGCACUGCUGCCCGACAGGCCCGGACCCAGCAGAAACUCUUCACCAUGGAUGUGGAUGAAGAGGAGAACAUGAGUUCCAGCAGCACCGACGUGAAGGAGAACCGCAACCUGGACAACCUGUCCUCCAAGGAGGGCCCGGGCGAGGCCGCCCAGCUCCUCCUCCUCCCCAACGGCGGCGGAGGCGGAGGCGGAGGCGGCGGCGGGGGGGGGCCGGGCCGCAAGCGCCCGCUGGAGGAGGGCAACAACGGGCACGCCGCCCACUCCAAGUUCCGGCCCAAGAAGCGGAAGAAGACGCCGGGGCCCGUGCUGCCCAAGAACGCGCUGAUGCAGCUGAACGAGAUCAAGCCGGGCCUGCAGUACCGGCUGCUCUCGCAGACGGGCCCCGUGCACGCGCCCGUCUUCGUCAUGACCGUGGAGGUCAACGGGCAGCUCUUCGAGGGCUCGGGCCCCACCAAGAAGAAGGCCAAGCUGAACGCGGCCGAGAAGGCGCUGCGCUCCUUCGUGCAGUUCCCCAACGCCUCGGAGGCGCACCUGGCCAUGGGGCGGACGCUGACGGUCAACACCGACUUCACCUCCGACCAGGCCGACUUCCCCGACAUGCUCUUCAACGGCUUCGAGACGCCGGCCCCGCCCGAGGACCCUUUUUAUCUGGGCGCCAACGGCAACGGGGCCUUCGGGCCGCUGGGGGAGUACCCGCUGCCCGCCGCGGCGACGGGGACGGGGGCCGGGGGAGCGGCGGGCGGGGCCAACAGCCUGGCGCAGUCGCCGCUCCCCGCCCCCCCCUCGGCCUUCGCCGCCGCGCCCUCCGGCGGGAAGAACCCGGUGAUGAUCCUGAACGAGCUGCGGCCGGGCCUCAAGUACGACUUCGUGUCGGAGAGCGGCGAGAGCCACGCCAAGAACUUCGUCAUGAGCGUGACGGUGGACGGCCAGACCUUCGAGGGCUCCGGCCGCAACAAGAAGCUGGCCAAGGCCCGCGCCGCCCAGGCCGCCCUGUCCGCCCUCUUCAACAUGCAGCUGGACCAGACGCCGUCCCGUCAGCCCAUCCCCCGAGAGGGCCUGCAGCUGCACCUGCCGCAAGUUCUGGCGGACGCCGUCUCCCGUCUGGUGGUGGACAAGUUCAGCGAGCUGACGGACAACUUCACGUCCCCCCACGCGCGGCGGAAAGUCCUGGCGGGAGUCGUCAUGACGACAGGCACUGACGUCAAAGAAGCCCAGGUGAUCUGCGUUUCCACGGGAACAAAGUGCAUAAACGGAGAGUACAUGAGCGACCGCGGCCUGGCGCUGAACGACUGUCACGCGGAGAUAAUCGCCCGGCGCUCCCUCAUCCGGUACCUGUACACGGAGCUGGAGCACUUCCUCUGCAACAGCAAAGAGGAGCACCAGAAGUCGAUAUUCGUCAGGUGCGAGAAGCACGGCUACCGGCUGAAGGACAACGUGCAGUUCCACCUGUACAUCAGCACCUCGCCCUGCGGAGACGCCCGAAUCUUCUCGCCCCACGAAGCGGGCGUGGAAGACCAGGGGGACAGGCACCCCAACAGGAAGGCUCGGGGGCAGCUGCGGACGAAAAUCGAGUCGGGGGAGGGGACGAUCCCCGUGAGGUCCAGCAACACCAUUCAGACGUGGGACGGGGUGCUGCAGGGAGAGAGGCUACUGACCAUGUCCUGCAGCGACAAAAUCGCCAGGUGGAACGUGGUGGGGGUCCAGGGCUCGCUCAUGAGCUACUUCACGGAGCCCAUCUACUUCUCCAGCAUCAUCCUGGGCAGCCUGUACCACGCCGACCACCUCUCCCGCGCCAUGUACCAGCGCAUCGCCGACAUCGAGGACCUGCCCCAGCAGUUCACCCUCAACCGACCCCUGCUCAGCGGUAUAAGUAACGCGGAAGCUCGGCAGCCAGGCAAGGCUCCUAACUUCAGUGUGAACUGGACGGUGGGGGACCAGGCGCUGGAGGUGAUCAACGCCACCACGGGGAAGGACGACAUGGGCCGGCCGUCGCGGCUCUGCAAGCAGGCGCUGUACAGCCGCUGGGUCCGCCUGCACUGCAAGCUCUCCCCCACGCUGAGGAUCAAGGUGUCCAAGCCCGGCACGUACCACGAGGCCAAGCAGGCGGCGCUGGAGUACCACAGCGCCAAGCAGACGCUCAUCAAGGCCUUCCACACGGCCGGCCUGGGGGCCUGGGUCAAGAAGCCCACGGAGCAGGACCAGUUCUCCCUCAGCUCCUGAGAGGGGGGGGCCGGUCACCGGGCCCGGAGACUUCAUACGCUGUGUGUGUGUGUGUGUGUGAGAGAGAGAGAGAGAGAGUGAGUGAGUGUGUGUGCGUAUGUAUGUGUGUAUGUGUAUGAGUAUGUACAUGCAUGUGUAUAUGUGAGAGAGUGAGUGAGUGUGUGCGACUGUGUGUGUGUGUCAGUGUUUGUGUUUGAGUGCAAGCGUGGGCGUGAGCCUGAGCGUGCACGCGUGUGUGUGUGUGUGUAUGCAUGUGCAUGCGUGUAUGUCUGAGUGUGUGUGUGCGUAUAUGUGUGUGUAUGCAUGUGCAUGCGUGUAUGUCUGAGUGUGAGUGUGCGUGCGUGUAUGUGUUUUCCAAAAUUAGAUCUGCCCCACCUGUCCUCUGCUUCACUUUUAUGUCACUAACCCAACCAAACCCCGACCCCCCCUUAAUGUCACUGCUUUAUUUUGCCUUUUUCAUCACCAUUAUUAAUAUUACUGUUAUUAUUAUUAUUAUUACAGCUACUGUUUUUAAAAGUGAAUCAUCCUUUCAAUUAAGUUGAUGUUACUGAUCUCUCAUUUAACAUGAAGUCUUACUGUUUUAACUGGAAUCUCCGUAAUUAUGUUUUUGCUGAAUUUUAUUUUAGAUAUGGUUAAGUAGCCUUUUUUAAUUAAGUGAAAAGGACAAAAAAUAGAGAAACGAGUCAGUUACCUAGAAAACCUUGCCUAAGGAGUAUGUUAAUGCCAAAUACAUAUGAAGGUCUGGGUUCGGGAUAACCACACAGCUGUGUUGGGGGAUUCUGGGUAUUGCCGCCUCUUCCUGUUUUUUUUUUUUUUUUUUUUUCACCGUCACUGGUCCACCUUUUAUUGAAAACACACAUGCAAUGCUGGUUGUAGUCUGUACAGGCUGUAGUAAAAUAUAUUGAAAUGCCUGUUAAUUAAUUUCUUGUCAUUGGUCAAAUGUUUACCAAUAGUAAAAUGCUUGAUUGUGUAUAUUGAUUUUAGGUUACCCGAGAAAAAAUUAAAUACUAUAGCAUGUCGAUUUUACCCUGGGGUGGAGAACGGAAAGCGUUCGAAACACGUGCGUUUUAUUCUUUUUUUUUUUUUUUUAAACGAAGAAAAAAAGCGAAGUAUCGGAAGCGUCUCACCCUCUAGGAUUCACAUAGUUGUCCCUAAGACAUUUUUCGUUUAUUUUUUAUUCUCUGAAGACGGAUCUGUCUGAUCUGAUUUUAACUGGGUUAUUGUAGAGCUUAAUUUGGGGAUUACGGCUGGGGUGGUGGUUAAAAAUGUUUUUUGAAUGAUGCACGUUUUAUUUUCCAAUAAAGCCAUCUCUCUGCAUGGGAUUGUUAAAGGUGAGCCGGGAUCAGUCAGUCAUUUAGCGCUGUAUGAGUAUGUUUGUAAAAUUUAAUGCCAGCAUUUUCUAUAAAAAAAAUACCAACAAACAAACAAAAAAAACCUACAGCUUGUUUAGUGCUUUUUUUAAUGUAAAUAGCGAAGAAAAACCACCUCUUGCUUGUUGUCCCCCAAAAAUUCCUUUUACACCUCUACACGGUCCCCCGACUCAAAGGAGCAUGGAUUCAGCUGGAUGGAUUCAAAAGCAUUUCGCUCCAGGAAUCGCGCUGCUUGCCGCAAAUGCUAUCCCCACCAACAGCAUUGACCUCCAGGGUAUUUUACUGUCCACUCAUGCACAAGUCAAUUAGACUGCAAAAACAAGUUUACUUCACUCUCUCCGUCCCUGGCUCACAAGGUUAUUUUAUCAGGAUAUUUUACACUUUUUUGUUUGUUUGUUUGUUUCCGUGAUUCUCUGUGAUUUCAUGUGGGGAAGACGGUGGGGACACCUUUAAUGUAAAUGGAGUACCGUGUGCUGAAUGUACUUGGUUUGUCUACUUGCCUUUGCACCUGACGGAAAUUCCGGGAGAAAAGUUAGUUGUUUGGAGAGGCUGCAUGGUGAUUUCAUUUCCAGAGUUAGAGCGAUAUUGGGAACCUGGGUGGACAAUAUUUAAAGAAUGAGAAUUCGAAUCGUGGCUCUCGCGUUUUGCGCUUAUUGUCUGGCUUUUAAUGUAGAUACAGCCGCGCACGAGAAUCAUGGACACGCCCAGUUUCGGGCUAAAUUAAUAAUGCUAGAUUUGCCUUCUAAUUGAAUGCAUGUGAGAAUCUGUAUUUUGAAAUGUGGUUAACCUUUCUGCAUCAAAUGCUGUAAAAGAACGGCAUACGUGUCUUUUAAAUUAUUUUAUUUUGAUGUUUAUUAUUAUUUUAGAUAUUCGGAAAGAGACGACUCUGUCUCUUCCCGAGUUUUUCGUACCCAUUAGACCCAGUUGUUAAUUUAUAAUAAUUUAUUACGAUAAAAAAUAUUUUCGGAGGAUAAUACAGAUUACUUGUCAUUUACUUCUCUGUUUAAAUCGAAACAAGCUCUGCACUGUAAUCACUGUCCUACCACCAGUAAGGUUUUCAGAGCUGUAAUACCUCUGUCCUGUAUUUGCCUUGUAAAUGCGGUGGGACUUAUGUCGAUGGAUAACUCCGUAUCCAAAUUCGUAGUGAUUCACAUAUUCAAAUUCAAAUCCUUCCGCGUUAACCUGGGUUUCAUGCUCGGAAUCUCACAACCCGGGGGGGUUGUUGAACUGUGAAUAUUUAGCCUAACAAAAAUAACACGCGCACACCAGUAAGCUUUGUGUUUUAAGUGAUUCACUGCUAACAAUACUCGGAGACUGAAAUGGCAAGUAGCCUAGGCUACUAUUAAAUUACAUUGUCUAAGUAUGUAAGGUCGUGCGAUAUUUUAAACCUGCAGGGCAAGAUGGUCGAUUUGCGUUUCGGUAAUGUAUGUGCGAAUACGAUUUGACCGAGCCGUGCCCGGUCCCUGUGUGCGUGCAUUGUGUGUCUGCGCGCGCGCCCGAGUGCGCGUGGCUCAGCAGCAGGGUCACUGCUGACGCGUCGCCUCGAAGGUAUGCUGGAGAAAAAGAGACCGUGGGACAUUCACCAAAGACGUCGCCGUUUUAACGUCUCCAUUUCCCGUCUAAACCAAGAGGUCGGAUAUUUGACUCUCAAGAAAAAUGUCGUCAUUUCUGUCAUCCUUUGUACACUGAUUUAAUGUAUAUUUUAUUUGGUUUAAAUGAGCCUUCAUUGUAAAUCUUUUCCUGCUUUGCAAGCCGACUCUGUUUAGUUCAAUAUUUCUAUAGCUGUCGAUUGAAAGAUGUAAAUACUGUGAAACUAUAAAAUGUUUCAAACUAUGGAAAUUAUAUAUGUAUUGCAAAUGGUGGUUAAAAAAUACACUCACCAAGUAACGUGUUCGUGUUCAGAAACACAGCUGUCAUUUCUGCUCCUGACUCUGGCCUCCGUCCCAGAGCUGCUGUGAUUUUCCGCGCGCCUCUUAAAAACGGCCUGUUCGCGUGAAAUCAUAUAAUCCCAUAUUGGCCCCCUCGAAACAUGCGAACUUCUCCAGCCCAUACGGUUUAUUGCUGACACCCUUUAGAACAGCAGUAGGAUGGUUUCUGAUAGCCAAGUCCUUGCACUGUGUGCGUACAUAGCUGGAAAAUGCAUUGUUGAAAUUUAUCUUGGUGUAGCCCACACUGGAGCGUGUACAUAGUGAAGAAGGUCUGUUUUCUGCGGUAGUCAGUUGUAUUGAUUAAUGACUUUCAACUUCACCUGAGGGGAAAAGGUGGCCCGAGAAGGACCUUCGGAUUUUAGACGCUCUUUUUAUGCGCUACCGCAAGUGCACCUCGCAAGGAAGUGCGGCGUGGCGAAGGAAGCCGGUGGAGUAGGCUACGGGACCCUUGCUGAAAGCCGCGAUGCCGUUCUGCUCGUCUGGAUACCGCAGUGGAACUGAACUGUUUCGGCUGUGCGAAAGGGACCAAGUGCAAAAUUAAUGGGUUUUUUUUGUUUGUUUGAUUUCUCUUCACCGUAAAAAGAUGUCAGUGGCUGAUGUUAUGGACAAAGUCGUUCUGGCCAAAACGGCUCGCCAUGCCUGUAGUUUUUUUAACAGUGUAUUUUUCUGUUUCUUAGUUUUUCUUUCUUUUUCUUUUUUUAUCGAUGGCCUACAUGUCCGAGUGGUCCAGCCUUUCUGACUGUGUUGUAUUUGGUGACUGUACUGUUGGGUCCAGUCCUGCCCUUAUCUGAUCCAGUCCGAACCCACGUGCUGCUCCAUUCCAACGUGUCAUCUGUAAUAUCGAAAACGUGAGCCACCUGCAUGAGUAUCCAACUCUGAAGCUGCACCCAGCAUGAGAAAAUACUUUUAAGAAACAUUCAUGUAGAAAAUGAACAAAAAAUAGAUCUUUAAGUGGAUAAAAAAAGAAUAAAUGAGAAUUUAGUUUA